This is a messenger RNA of Lathyrus sativus (Indian pea), 2289 nucleotides long. Lineage: Eukaryota; Viridiplantae; Streptophyta; Magnoliopsida; Fabales; Fabaceae. The record is from the annotation of a GenBank genome assembly.
AUGUGGUUGCCAAAGAAUCAAUCAGAUAAGAAGGAUGGUGUAAAUGGAUUAAUCGCAGUGGCAAUAGACAAAGAAAAAGGGAGCCAAAAUGCACUCAAAUGGGCUAUCGACAAUCUCCUCACAAGAAACGCAACCGUAAUUCUCAUCCAUGUCAAGGUUGUGGCGUCUUCUAUCUCUUCAUCGCCUUCGAUUUUCACCACAAGCAAAUCUACAAGGGCCGCGAUAAAUGCUAAUGGUAACGACAGUUUAACAAGCAAAGAACCAGAAGCUCAAAAAAAUAUUUUCCUACCGUAUCGCGUAUUCUGUACGCGCAAAGAUAUACAAUGCAGAGAUGUUCUACUACAAGAUUCAGAUGUAGCAAAAGCAUUGAUUGAUUAUGCUUCUCAGGCAGGAAUUGAGCAUCUGGUUCUUGGAUCUUCGACAAAAACCGGUUUGCUCAAAAGAUUCAAGGUAUCAGAUGUUUCGGGAACGGUGGCAAAAGGUGCGCCAGAUUUCUGUACAGUCUAUGUCAUUGGGAAAGGAAAGAUUCAAUCGAUGCGAUCUGCUUCUCGUCCUGCUCCAAGCAUUUCCCCUAUACAUGUUAAUGAAACUACUAUCACACAAGACCAACCAGACACAAAUGAUCAACAAGAAAGGAAUUCUUUUGAUGCUACACAUUCGCAGGAUGGAAUCGAUUCCUUCAGGUCACCGUUCACCAGGAAAGGUUACAAUACCAAACAAUAUAUGGAAAAUUCGAAGGCGGAUGGUGAUAUAUCUUUUCUGAGUUCUGGAAGGUCGAGUACCGAGCGCAUGUUGCCUCCAUUGUAUAACAGCUCGGAGACGGGCACUAGGAUGUCAUUUAGCUCGGACCAAGAUUUAAACUACAGCUUUGAGUCUAUGUUUCAAGGAAGGAAGUCUAUAGAUUCCACCAUUCCUGCUGAAUUUACAUCAUUAAUGUUCGAAAACGAAAGUCUUUCAUCUUCUUCAUCGCAAGCCGUGGAUGAUAUGGAGGCUGAAAUGAGGAGAUUAAAGUUGGAGCUCAAGCAAACAAUGGAAAUGUACAAUACAGCUUGUAAAGAAGCACUCACAGCACAACAGAAGGCAAUAGAACUUCAGAAAUGGAAGUUAGAAGAAGAAAGGAGAUUGGAAGAGGCGAGGCUAGCCGAGGAAGCUGCGUUGGCAAUCGCAAAACAGGAGAAAGAAAAAUCUAGAGCAGCCAUUGAAGCUGCUGAAGCGCAGAAGAGGAUAGCAGAACUCGAAGCGCAGAAGAGACUUCAAGCAGAAAUGAAAGCACUUAGAGAAGCAGAAGAGAAAAGAAAAGUAAUGGAUGCUUUGGUAAAUGUAGAUGUUAGAUAUAGAAAGUAUACGAUAGAGGAUAUUGAAGCCGCAACAAAUUUUUUCUCGCAGUCCCUCAAGAUUGGAGAAGGAGGAUAUGGUCCGGUUUUUAAGUGUCUUCUGGACCAUACACCUGUUGCGGUCAAGGUUCUUCGUCCUGAUGCUGCACAAGGAAGGUCGCAGUUUCAACGAGAGGUUGAGGUAUUGAGCUGCAUACGGCAUCCAAACAUGGUUCUCCUCUUAGGAGCCUGUCCGGAAUAUGGCUGCCUAGUGUAUGAGUACAUGUCAAAUGGAAGUUUGGACGAUUGCCUGUUUCGUCGAGGAAACACUCCUCCGCUUUCUUGGAGGCUAAGGUUCAAGAUUGCAGCCGAAAUAGGCACGGGCUUGUUGUUCCUUCACCAGACAAAACCAGAACCUAUAGUCCACAGGGACUUAAAACCAGGAAACAUCUUACUAGACAGAAACUUCGUAUCCAAAAUCAGCGACGUAGGUUUGGCAAGACUAGUUCCACCGUCGGUCGCUGACACCGUAACGCAAUAUCGGUUGACAGCAACAGCUGGAACAUUCUGUUAUAUCGACCCGGAGUAUCAACAGACAGGAAUGUUGGGUGUGAAAUCAGAUAUAUACUCACUAGGGAUCAUUUUCCUUCAAAUUUUGACAGCAAAAUCACCAAUGGGAUUAGCACAUAAUGCUCAAAAAGCCAUUGAAAAUGGAACUUUUACCGAAAUGUUGGAUCCUGCGAUAACCGAUUGGCCAAUGGAGGCUGUUAUGAGUUUAGCAAAUAUAGCAGUCAAGUGUGCGGAGUUAAGGCGAAAAGAUAGACCUGAUCUCGGUAAAGUUGUGCUUCCAGAACUUGACAAAUUGAGAGAACUUGCUGAUAAUAGUAACCAAAAUUCAACACCAGAUAGUCCUAGCUCGAUGAAUGCUUCGCAUGAGAGACAAAUUUCAGUGCAGCUGGAUGAAAGCUGUCCUUAG